CGACCCAUGAUCUGGGGCCGAGUUGUCAUGUGGCUGGGCGGCCACCGGUGGCUUCCAGUUCGUCUGCAAGGGUGCCUCAACCUCCGGCGCCUUAGCGCUGCCAGGAUUUGGGGUAGUUGCUGGGGUCCGAUGGCGGAAACAUUCUCGACUGGGGCCGAGGCAGCGAUCGGGCUGAGGGCUGCGGUUCAACAAAACGGAGACGCAUGCGGCGACGCGAGGGGUGAGCGGACCUCCGGGAGCCCGGAACCUGUAGGCCCGGGAGUGGAGCCGGCCCGGGAGGUCGGGAAGCAGACUCCACUGAGCGAGAAGGCCCCGGUUGCAGCUUCGGGCCCAGGCAAGCGUAAAAAGCGACGGGACGCCAUCAGGGAGCGCGUCGUGCCACCCCCGAAGAAGCGGCGGGCAGGGGUGAGCUUCGGCGAUGAGCAUUUUGCAGAGACCAGCUACUACUUCGAAGGCGGCCUGCGCAAAGUGCGGCCUUAUUACUUUGACUUUCGGACCUACUGCAAAGGCCGCUGGGUGGGCCACAGCUUGCUGCACGUCUUCAGCACCGAAUUCCGAGCCCAGCCCCUGGCCUACUAUGAGGCCGCAGUCCGGGCGGGGCGCCUGCAUCUCAACGAGGAGCCGGUACAGGACCUCAGCAUUGUGCUCAAGGACAAUGACUUCUUGAGGAACAGAGUGCACAGGCAUGAGCCACCAGUCACAGCAGAGCCUGUCCGCCUGCUAGCUGAGAAUGAGGAUGUGGUGGUUGUAGACAAGCCUUCUUCCAUUCCUGUCCACCCUUGUGGCCGCUUCCGACACAACACUGUCAUCUUCAUCCUGGGCAAGGAGCACCAACUCAAGGAGCUACACCCAUUGCAUCGGCUUGACCGCCUUACCUCAGGGGUCCUCAUGUUUGCCAAGACAGCAGCUGUCUCAGAGAGAAUUCAUGAGCAGGUUCGGGACCGGCAGCUGGAGAAGGAGUACGUGUGCCGGGUGGAGGGGGAGUUCCCCACUGAGGAAGUGAUCUGCAAGGAGCCCAUCUUGGUGGUAUCUUACAAGGUAGGGGUAUGCCGCGUAGAUGCUCGGGGCAAGCCCUGUGAGACAGUGUUCCGGAGACUGAGCUACAAUGGCCGCUCCAGUGUGCUUCGGUGCCGGCCACUCACAGGCCGCACUCACCAGAUCCGAGUCCACCUCCAGUUCCUGGGCCACCCCAUCCUCAAUGACCCCAUCUACAACUCAGUUGCGUGGGGCCCCUCCCGGGGCCGGGGCGGCCACAUUGCCAAGACAGAUGAGGAACUGCUUCGGGACCUUGUGGCGGAGCACCAGGCCAAACAGAGCCUGGAUGUGCUAGAUCUCUGUGAGGGUGAUCUGUCCCCAGGACUCAUAGACUCUACAGCUCCCUCCUCAGAGCUGGGCAAGGACCACCUAGAAGAGUUCGCCGCAUCUGCCCAGAAGAUGGAUGGAGCAGUUGAGGCAGCUCCUCAGAAUCUGGACACAAUGGCCUUGGCACCAGAGAAGGCAGCUGAAACAGAUGUUGUAAAUCAAGAGAUAGACCCUCUCUGUGCAGAGUGCCGGCUGGUGCGACAGGACCCCUUGCCCCAGGACCUUGUGAUGUUCCUGCAUGCUCUGCGCUAUAAAGGGCCAGGGUUUGAGUACUUUUCACCCAUGCCUGCCUGGGCACAGGAUGACUGGCAAGAAGACUGAGGGCUGUGGCCAAUGGAGGGGUUGCUUCUUGAAUUAGAAAAGGAAUGGGCCAUGGUUUUUAGGAGUUGACCUCAUGGGCUGGUACUCAGGGUUUCUACAGGCUUGAGGUUGGGGUCUUAAAGGAUCUCCUUAUACUUGCUACCUCCUUCUUUCCUCCCCCUCUAGCUAGAGUUAGGGAACUUGUUGGUUUGUAAAUAUAUCCCUUUUUCUAACACCUUGUGUGUCUGGUUUUCUUACCUUUUUUUUUUUUAAUUGAGGUAAAAUUCACAUAAUGUACAAUUAACCAUCUUAAGAUACACAGUUUAGUGACAUUUAACACAUUCACAAGGUUGUGCAAGCAUCACCUCUUAACUAGUUUCAAAAUGUUUCCAUCACCCAAAGGAAACCCGUACCCGUUAAACACUCACUCCCCAUAUCCCCUUUCUCCUAGCUCUGGUGACCAUUAAUCCACUUCCUGUCUCUUUGGAUUUGCCUAUUCUGGACUUUUCAUAUAAAUGGAAUCAUACAAUAUGUGACCUUUUAUGUCUACCUACUUUUGCUUAGCAUAAUGUUUUUAAGGUCUGUCCAAUUUAUAGCAUGUAUCAGUACUUCAUUACUUUUUUUUUUUUAAGAUUUUUAUUUAUUAGAGACCGUGCGCACAUGCACGAGAGAGCACAAGCAGGGGGAGGGGCAGAGGGACAAGCAGACUCCCCGCUGAGCAAGGAGCCAUAUGUGAGGCUCGAUCCCAGGACCCUGGGAUCAUGACCUGAGCCGAACUGAUUGAGUCCCCCAGGUACCCCAGUACUUUAUUCCUUUUUAUGGCUAAAUAAUAUUCCAUAUGGGUAUACCACAGUUGUAUAUCCAUUCAUCAGUUGAUGGACAUUUGGGUUGUUUCCACCUUUUGGCUAUUGUGAAUAGUGCUGUUAUGAACAUUCAUUUAUAAAUGUGUGUUUGAGUACAUGUUUUCAGUUCUUUCGAGUAUAUACUAAGGAGCGGAACUGCUGGGUCAUAUGGUAAUUCUAUUUUUAACUUUUUGAAGAAUCACCAAACUUUUCUACAGUGGCUAAGCCAUUUUACAUCCCCCCUGGCAAUGCAGGAGGGUUUCAGUUUCCCCAUAUCCUCACCAAUACUUGUUACUUUUCAUUGUUUUGAUUAUAACCAGCUUAGUGGGAGUGAAGUGUUCUUGCAUUGUGGUUUUGAUUUGCAUUUCCCUAUUUAGCAUCUCUGAGCAUCUUUGCAUGUGCUUCCUGGUCAUUUAUGUAUCUUUGGAGAAGUAUCUAUUCAAGUCUUUUGCCCAUUUUUUUUUUUAAAGAUUUUAUUUAUUUAUUUGACAGAGACAGAGACAGCGAGAGAGGGAACACAAGCAGGGGGAGUGGGAGAGGGAGAAGCAGGCUUCCUGCUGAGCCGGGAGCCCGAUGCGGGACUCGAUCCCAGGACCCUGGGAUCAUGACCUGAGCCGAAGGCAGUCGCUUAACCAACUGAGCCACCCAGGCGCCCCUCUUUUGCCCAUUUUUAAGUUGGGCUAUUUGUCUUUUGUUUUUGACUUAUAAGAGUUCUUCAUAUAUUCUGGAUAUAAGACCCUUAUCAGAUACAAUUUUCAAAUAUUUACUCCUGUUUUGUAAGUUGUCUAUACAUUUUAUUGAUAGUGCCCUUUGAUUCACAAGUUUUAAUUUCUUUUUCUUUAUUGCAAUAAGAACACUUAACAUGAGAUCUACCCCUUGACAAAUUUCUGUGUGUACAGUACCGUGUAGUUAACUAUAGGCAUAACGUUGUACAGCAGAUCUCUAGAACUUAAUCAUCUUGCAUAACUAAAACUCUAUACCCAUUGAAUAACAAUUUCCUAUUUCCCCCUGCCCCCUACUCUCUGUUUCUAUGUGUUUGACUGUUUUAGAUACCUGAAAAAAAAAUUGUUUUCCUUCACUUAAUAUUCACAGAAUACUCGGUACUUCAAACGUGUGGGGACUUUUCCCACACCAAGCAAUUCUCCCAACACCAGCUGGGUGUCCUACAAUUUAACUCAAUUCUGACACUAUCUACCUGAAGCUAGGCCUCAGACCCACAGGUCAAGGGCUCAGUCCCACAAGACGGCUCCACAUCAGAUGCCAGUUGCAAGUCCAGGUUAUCACCUGUGCUUCUGACAAACCAGAAAUCAGAGGUUCCCACAACCCCCUCCUUGGGUUCAAUUAUUUACUUGAAUGGCUCACAGAACUUAAAAACAGUUUACUUUCUAGACUAUUGGCUUAUUACAAAGAAUAUUGAAGGAUAUGGGGUGCCUGGGUGGCUGAGUUGGUUAAGUGUCUGCUUUCCGCUCAGGUCAUGAUCAAUCCCAGGGUCCUGGGAUUGAGUCCCGCAUCAGGCUCCCUGCUUGGCAGGGAGCCUGUUUCUCCCUCUCCCUCUGCUGCUCCCCCUGCUUGUGUUCUCUCACUCUCUCUGUCAAAUGGAUAAAUAAAAUCUUAAAAAAAAAAAAAGGAAAAGAAUAUUAAAGGAUAUGAAUGAACAACCAGAUGACGAGACACAUAGAGCAAAGUCUUGAAGGGUCCUGAGCACAGAAGCCUCUGACCCUGUAGAGUUUGGGGUGUGCCAUCCCCUGGCAUGUGAAUGCCUUCUUGUUCACCAACCCAAAAACUCUCCGAAUCUAGUCAUUUAGGAUUUUUGUGGGUGGUUCAUUACUUAGGCAUGAUGGAUUAAAUCAUUGGCCACUGGUUAAGUUAAUCUCCAGUUCCCUACCCACAACCCCCGCAAGUUAGUAAGUGGGCUGAAAGUUCCAACCCUCUUAUCAACAGAGUUGGUUCCCCUGGCCAAUCAACCCCCGUCCUUAAGUGCUCUCCAAAAGUCACUGCAUUAACAAACUCAAGUGUGGUUGAAAGGGGUGUGUUUUAAGUAACAAAAGAUACCUGAAUCACUCUCAUCACUUAGGAAAUCCCUAGGGUCUUAGGAGCUCUACCAGGAACAGGAAUAAAGACCAAAUACGUAUUAUAAAUCACAGUAUCAUGACACCUAUAAGUGGAAUCAUAUAGUAUUUGUCUUUUUGUGAUUGGCUCAUUUCACUUAGCUUAAUGUCCUCAAGGUUCAUCCAUGUUGUAGCUUGUGAUGGGAUCUCUUCCUUUUAAAGGUUGAAUAACAUAUCACAUUUUGUUUAUCCAUUCAUCUGCUGAUGGACACGGGGGCUGCUUCCACCUCUUGGCUAUCAUGAAUAGUGCUACUAUGAACAUAGGCGUGCAAGUACCUUUUUAAGACUCUACAUUCAAUUCUUUUGGGUAUAUAUACAGAAAUAGGAUUGCUAGGUCAUAUGGUAUUUCUAUUUUUUUAAAGAUUUAUUUAUUUAUUCAUUCAUUAAUUCAUUUGAGAGAGAGAGAGAGCACAUGCAUGAGCAGGGGAGGGGCAGAGGGAGAUGGAGAAGCAGGCUCUCCACUGAGCAGGGAGCCUGAUGCCGGGCUCCAACCCAGGACCCUGGGAUCAUGACCUGAGCCAAAGGCAGGUGCCCAACUGACUGAGCCAUCCAGGUACCCCACUAUUUUUAAUUUUUUUAAACAUUUAUUUACUUAUUUGAGAGAGAGAAAGCAAGAUUGAGUGCAUGAGCAGGGGGAGGGGCGGAGGGAGAGAGAGAGAGAAGCAGACUCCCUGCUGAGCACAGAGCCCCACCACAUAGGACUCAAUCCCAUGACCCUGAGACCAUGACCUGAGCUGUCAUUUAGAAAAAUGUCUAUUCAAGUCCUUUAUGCAUUUUUCAAUCAGGUUGUUUGAUUUUUUUGUUGUUGAAUUGUAGUUCUUUACAUAUUCUGGAUGCUAACCCCUUAUCAGAUAAAUGAUUUGCAAAUAUUUUCUCCCACUCCAUAGGUUGCCUUUUGUUCUAUUGAUUAUGCCCUUUGAUCCACAAAAGUUUCUAAGUUUGAUGUAGUACCUUUGUCUAUUUUUGCUUUUGUUGCCUCUGAGGCUGAUAGGAAUUUGAUAGGGAUUGUGUUGAAUCUAUAAAUUAUUUUUAGGUAGUAUUACCAUGUUAACAUUAUCAAGUCUUCCAAUCCAUGAAAAUAGGAUGUCUUUCCAUUUUUUUUUAGAUCUUUAAUUUCUUCCAGCAGUGUUUUGUCAUUUCUAGCAUACAAGUCUUAUAUCUCCUUGGUUAAAUUUAUUCCCACAUAUCUUAUUCAUUUGAUGCUAUUUAAAAUGCCCCAAAAAUAAUAAAAUAAAUUGUUUUCUUAA
Molecule: messenger RNA, 5859 nt
Organism: Mirounga angustirostris (Northern elephant seal)
Lineage: Eukaryota; Metazoa; Chordata; Mammalia; Carnivora; Phocidae
Gene: RPUSD2
Product: RNA pseudouridine synthase domain containing 2
Exons: 3
Coding region: 7-1683 (558 amino acids)
Biological process (GO): enzyme-directed rRNA pseudouridine synthesis
Molecular function (GO): RNA binding; pseudouridine synthase activity
Source: RefSeq, a predicted model, not a curated record